CGAGAGUGAUUGAGUGCAGCGUCAGCAGCAGCCCGGCAGCACCCACAGUCUCUCUCGUGCAGCACCGCCGUCCGGGCCCACUUCCCCUCCGUGCUCCCUCACGCCAUGGACGCUGCCGACACCCUCAGGAGGCAGGUGCGGGUGUGGGGCGACGGAUGCUAUGAUAUGGUUCACUUUGGGCAUGCCAAUGCACUCCGUCAGGCUAAGGCUAUGGGAGACUACUUGAUAGUGGGUGUGCACACAGAUGAGGAGAUCACCAGACACAAAGGGCCACCUGUCUUCACCCAGAAGGAAAGAUAUAAAAUGGUACGAGCAAUCAAAUGGGUGGAUGAGGUGAUUGAAGGAGCCCCUUAUGUUACCACCAUAGAAACCUUGGACAAGUAUAAUUGUGAUUUCUGUGUACAUGGAGACGACAUCACUAUGACUGCCGAUGGGGUGGACACCUACCACAUAGUAAAGGCUGCCAAGAGAUACAAGGAAUGCAGGAGGACAGAGGGAGUCAGUACAACUGAUUUGGUUGGAAGGAUGUUAUUAAUGACCAGACAACACCAGCAGGUUGGAGAGGCAGAGUACCUUGUGGAACGCGGCCAUUCAGAUAGCUUGGGAACUGAUGCAAGUGCUCGUUCACCAUGGACAGGUGUGACACAGUUCCUACCGACAACACAAAAAAUAAUUCAGUUUUCCUCGGGGCUUACACCAAAGCCAGGUGACAAGAUUGUGUAUGUAGCCGGAGCAUUUGAUCUGUUUCACGUUGGACAUCUGGACUUCUUAGAAAAAGCUAGACAGGAAGGAGACUUCUUGAUUGUGGGGCUCCAUACAGAUCCAGUCGUUAAUCGGUACAAAGGGGCCAAUUAUCCUAUUAUGAAUCUGCAUGAGCGUGUUCUUUCUGUUUUGGCUUGCAAAUAUGUGAGUGAAGUUGUGAUCGGUGCCCCAUAUUCAGUGACGUGUGAUUUGAUGGACCAAUUGAAAGUAGACUUGGUAUGUCAUGGCAUGUCGGAGAUUAUGCCAGAUGCUGACGGGUCAGACCCAUAUAUCGAGCCCAAGAACAGGAACAAAUUUAAAUUGCUGGAUUCUGGAAAUGACAUGACUACCCAGAGGAUUGUUGAGAGGAUCAUUGAACACAGGUUGGAGUAUGAAGUGCGAAACAAGAAAAAGGAGAAAAAGGAGAAGGCUGCAUUUGCUGCGUACAUGAAGGCGAAGGCCGAGGGUCGUGUUGACAUCAGUCCAAUAAAGGGAGAUUGACCAAGUGUCCCAAAUAUUAAAAGUGGCUCGUGCAGUAUAGUGUGAUCUUCAUAUUUAUUGCAAAUAUGUUUUAUAAAAUUUAUAAAAAAUAAUUUUUAACAAUCACACAUGGUGGGCCUUUUUAUUAUAAAGAGUUGUUCCAUUAUCAGGUUUUGGUAACCCAGGUAAAUUCAUGCUAUUACUGUACUGGGGUCUAUUCAUUGUGAAAUAGAGGAUUUUAUGUAAGACACUCGCUAAUAUUACAACUGGUUAUAGGAGCCGAUUUCAUUUGGCUAAGACCACUAGUACAGUUUAACCAAAUACAAUACAGUAUAACGAACCUCAAAAUUUUGCGUAAAGGAUACACAGUAUAUUAUUUGUAAAGCAAGUACACAAAUUAUAUAAAACAUGAGUCACUAUAUAGUAUAAAUAUUGUAAAUGGUUUUCAGUAAGUAUUUGCACUUCAUUCUAGAAGAGAAUGAACACAAGAAUAAAGCAGGUCACUGGCCAUGUGAUCGUAUGCUCCGACAGCAUGGUGCUGUCAUUGGGGAGCUGUCUGGAUAUAGCUUGCACCCAGACUAUAAAGCUAAUGACGAUUCUAUUGCUUGUCAUAUCAUUUUGGAAAUAAAUAUUUCGUUCUUGCCUGAAGAAAAUUACAAAAGUUAUUCUAGUCACCUGAGCAAUAAAUAAGCCGUUAAACUUUUGGUCAUCAUGAAACCUGGAAAAGGUGGCUAUCUUGGGCUUGGGGUCUUUAUUGUUGUUAUUAUUAUUAUAAAUGAUUGAAGCUCUAAAUUUGAUAGUAACAUUUGAGGGUAUAUAGAGAGUAAUGUGUGAAGUUUAUGAUCAUUCCUGUUGUAAGUUAUGUAGUGUGUGAGAAGUUUGACUCUAGGAGUGGUUCAAUGCUCUGACAUGAGGAUAGGUAGUUGCAAAUAUAUAGUAAUUCUUCCUAUACACUAUCAUAUUCAGUGAAUACAUAGAUAAGAUAUAAAUUAUGGUUAGUUUUCUGUUGAACUUGAAGUUUGAAGUACUGUAUGUGAAGCUAGUCAGAAUGCAAUGCAGUGGUUCAUUUACUAUGAAGAUAAUUUUUUUGGUGACCCAGAGUUUUUUUUCAAGCUUUGCAGAGGCUAAAAAAUUAAUACCUUUUAUAGUAUAUUGUUAUUUAAAGAAAAAAAUAUAGUACAGUAUUAUGUAACCUAUAAUUUUAACCACUAAACUUGAACACGUUUGAUGUUAUAUUUUAUGCUGUUAUGGUUUACUCUGCUUCCAGGGUUGAUCAUCUGUAACCUUACACUCAAUAGAUUUGCACACAGAGCGCAACCACUGGGAUGAACUGCGACUCUUGCCAUAACAAUUGGAUUCCAAAAAUGUCUAUAGUUAAUUUUUUGCGUCUUAGAUAAGUAGAAAAAAAAAGAGUACAGCUUCUUGUCAGUCAUAAUGUAUGUGUUGAGGGAGAGGGAGGGAAGUUGUGUGGAUGAACUUUUAAUAUAUUACAUCACAGAAGAAUGAUAGUUGUGUACAUAGUGACCAUUGCAUAUGUUGGUGAUGAAAGUAUUUUUAAUUACUUUAACUAAUUUUUACUUUUCUCACGGCUGCUCAGUCAGUUUGUAUAUGCAGCUUUUUACUUUAGACCUUUUCAUUGUCAGUCUUAUGGAAGUAAUUUCCCCACAUCUCUUAUUUACAUUUAGUUUUAAUCACUAAACACAAUCUAAAUUGCUGUUGGGGUUUAAUGGUUUUGAAAGUAAAAUUUGAACAUUCCUCAAAUAUUUUUAUUGGUAACUCUGAAAUUAGUAUGCAAGUUUAAAAAUUGGGGCACCAGUUGUGUGUCCAUUUCCUCUGAAGAUUUAACAGGCAAGUGUCUUGAUCUUCACAUAUGAAAACACAUUUUAAAUAUUAAGAAAAUUAUUAAUUAGUUAAAACACUAAAUAUCAUUAAUAUUGUACAGUAUAUUCAUAUAGCCUUUUAGAUAUGAUAACAUUUAAACUGUAACAUUUAAAGUUGCAAAAAAUGUCUGUAAAUAAACCAAUUUUAAAAAUUUCCUAAUUAA
Procambarus clarkii (red swamp crayfish) is the source of this 3265-nucleotide messenger RNA. RefSeq names its product phosphoethanolamine cytidylyltransferase (gene Pect). NCBI's taxonomy places the organism in Eukaryota, Metazoa, Arthropoda, Malacostraca, Decapoda, Cambaridae. Gene Ontology annotation, biological process: phosphatidylethanolamine biosynthetic process. The record is from RefSeq and is a predicted model, not a curated record. Gene Ontology annotation, molecular function: ethanolamine-phosphate cytidylyltransferase activity. Gene Ontology annotation, cellular component: cytoplasm.